Messenger RNA from Hemicordylus capensis (graceful crag lizard), 4908 nucleotides. RefSeq names its product dynamin 1 (gene DNM1). Lineage: Eukaryota; Metazoa; Chordata; Lepidosauria; Squamata; Cordylidae. Bases 278 to 2824 code for a protein of 848 amino acids. Gene Ontology annotation, molecular function: microtubule binding; GTP binding; GTPase activity. The transcript is spliced from 22 exons. Gene Ontology annotation, cellular component: membrane; cytoplasm; microtubule. The record is from RefSeq and is a predicted model, not a curated record.
ACGGCGCUCCGGCCGGCAGUUGCGGUAGGCAGCGGUGCUGCAGCAGAGAGAGGCAGCAGCAGCAGCAGCCCGCAGCCUGGCUUAGCUGGCGCGCGGGGAGCGAGGCAAGGGAGGGCAGAGCAGCCCCGGCCCUCCGCUUCUCCGGGCUGGGUAGGCGGGCAGCAGGAGCCUUCCCCCCGCCGAUGAGGACUUGAGGGGCCCGACCCCGCGAAAGAAGAGCCUUGCCAGCUGCGGAGGUGAGAGCCCAGGCGGAGCCGCCGCCGCCGCCGCUGCAGCCAUGGGCAACCGAGGGAUGGAAGAUCUCAUCCCGCUGGUCAACCGGCUCCAGGAUGCCUUCUCCGCCAUCGGCCAGAAUGCCAACCUCGACCUGCCCCAGAUCGCCGUGGUCGGGGGGCAGAGCGCGGGAAAGAGCUCGGUCUUGGAGAACUUCGUCGGAAGGGACUUUCUACCCCGCGGGUCUGGCAUUGUCACCCGCCGCCCUCUGGUCCUGCAGCUGGUUAAUGCCACCACAGAAUAUGGCGAGUUUCUACACUGCAAAGGGAAGAAGUUCACUGACUUUGAUGAGAUCCGUGCGGAAAUUGAGACGGAAACUGACAGAGCUACUGGAUCAAACAAGGGCAUUUCCCCUGUCCCUAUCAACCUGCGAGUCUACUCUCCCCAUGUUCUGAGCCUCACCCUGGUGGAUCUGCCUGGCAUGACUAAGGUUCCGGUUGGAGACCAGCCUGCUGACAUUGAGUUCCAGAUCCGUGAGAUGCUCAUGCAGUUUGUCACCAAAGAGAACUGCCUUGUCCUUGCGGUAUCCCCAGCUAAUUCAGAUCUAGCCAACUCUGAUGCGCUCAAGAUUGCGAAAGAAGUUGACCCGCAAGGCCAGCGUACCAUUGGAGUCAUAACCAAACUGGACCUGAUGGAUGAAGGAACUGAUGCACGGGAUGUCCUAGAGAACAAGCUGCUUCCGUUACGGAGAGGUUACAUUGGUGUUGUCAAUAGAAGUCAGAAGGAUAUUGAUGGGAAGAAGGACAUUAGCGCUGCACUGGCAGCAGAAAGGAAGUUCUUUCUCUCCCACCCAGCAUACAGGCACAUGGCUGAUCGCAUGGGCACCCCCUACCUGCAGAAAAUACUGAACCAGCAAUUGACCAAUCAUAUCCGAGAUACAUUGCCAGGCCUGCGGAACAAACUCCAAAGUCAGCUCCUCUCCAUUGAGAAAGAAGUAGACGAGUAUAAGAAUUUCCGCCCCGAUGACCCUGCCCGCAAGACCAAAGCUUUGCUUCAGAUGGUUCAACAGUUUGCUGUGGACUUUGAGAAACGCAUUGAAGGCUCCGGGGAUCAGAUUGAUACCUAUGAGCUGUCCGGAGGUGCUAAGAUAAACCGCAUCUUCCAUGAAAGAUUCCCCUUUGAACUGGUGAAGAUGGAAUUUGAUGAGAAAGAGCUUCGACGAGAGAUCAGCUACGCCAUCAAGAACAUCCAUGGUAUCAGAACGGGUCUCUUCACGCCUGACCUCGCUUUUGAAGCCAUAGUGAAAAAGCAGGUGCAGAAACUGAAUGAGCCGUGUCUGAAGUGUGUGGACAUGGUAGUGAGUGAGCUCACAUCCACCAUCAGAAAGUGUAGCGAAAAGCUCAGCCAGUACCCUCACCUGCGGGAGGAAAUGGAGAGAAUUGUCACAACCCACAUUCGUGAGCGAGAGGGCAGGACCAAGGAUCAGGUGAUGCUCCUGAUAGACAUUGAGCUGGCUUACAUGAACACAAACCAUGAAGAUUUCAUUGGAUUUGCCAAUGCUCAGCAGAGGAGCAGCCAGAUGAGCAAGAAGAAAACAGCAGGUAAUCAGGAUGAGAUCCUGGUGAUUCGCAAGGGCUGGCUCACCAUCAACAACAUUGGCAUCAUGAAGGGAGGCUCCAAAGAAUACUGGUUUGUCCUAACGGCCGAAAACCUCUCAUGGUACAAGGAUGAUGAGGAGAAGGAGAAGAAGUACAUGCUGCCAGUCGAUAACCUGAAGGUGCGGGAUGUCGAGAAGGGCUUCAUGUCCAGCAAAUACAUCUUUGCCCUCUUCAACACUGAACAGAGGAAUGUUUACAAAGACUACCGACAGCUGGAGCUGGCCUGUGAGACCCAGGAGGAGGUAGAUAGUUGGAAGGCCUCUUUCUUGCGUGCAGGUGUUUAUCCAGAGCGAGUUGGGGCCAGCGAGUCAGAAGAGAAUGGAUCCGACAGCUUGAUGCAUUCCAUGGACCCUCAGCUGGAAAGACAGGUGGAAACCAUCAGGAACCUGGUGGACUCCUACAUGGGCAUCGUCAACAAGACCGUUCGUGACCUCAUGCCUAAGACCAUCAUGCACCUUAUGAUAAACAAUACAAAAGAGUUUAUCCACUCGGAGCUGCUGGCAAACCUGUAUUCCUGCUCAGACCAAAACACCCUGAUGGAAGAGUCGGCUGAGCAGGCCCAGCGGCGCGAUGAGAUGCUGCGCAUGUACCAUGCCCUGAAGGAGGCGCUCCUCAUCAUCGGGGAUAUCAACACCACCACCAUCAGCACUCCCCUGCCUCCGCCGGUGGACGACUCUUGGCUGCAGGUGCAGAACAUAACAUCCGGACGCAGGUCUCCCACGUCCAGCCCCACACCGCAGAGGAGAGCUCCAGCAGUCCCGCCAGCGAGGCCUGGAUCUCGAGGCCCAGCUCCUGGACCUCCGCCUGCUGGUGGUCCCACACUGGGUGGUGCGCCCCCUGUGCCCUCUAGGCCAGGGGCCUCCCCCGAUCCUUUUGGGCCUCCCCCUCAGGUUCCAUCUCGGCCCAACCGGGCACCUCCUGGUGUCCCCAGAAUCACUAUCAGUGACCCCUGAGGACUGGCAGCCACGCCGGAAGGGCCCUGCUUCACCUACGCGACCCACCAUAAUCCGACCAGCUGAACCGACCCUCUUAGAUUUAUAGCCCGAGGCCUGUAGACAGCUGGCAACCAGCACCGUGCCUGGGGCUUUCCCGCCCCAACCAUCCAACCUCUCCCCCCCCACCCCGUAACCCACUCCUCACAGGCACCACCACUCCCCUCCUCCACCCCUUCCCAUGUGUUACAAAAUGCUCGUUAGGUAUUGAGCGCAUCUUGGUCUUCUCUUGUGCGUCCUGUAUUGCUUUGUGAGUGUAGAGUAGUCCUACUUCAGCAGCUUGGGGACCUUGAAGGACAUGAGCUCUGCGGAGGGGUCGGGCCGCAGGAGCAUCGCGGUGCACCAAAAUGGCCGCCACACCCACCCGUUGCUCAGCCCACCCGGUCUGGCCUGCGCACGGUGUCCCACCUGCAUCGACGGCUAGCUGUAGUGUCUAGUGCUAAUCUGUAGCGACGUAGCUAUUGUUUCCACUGUUGUUACGAUGAGAGAGAGAAACCCGCUCCCCACCCCCACCCCCAACUCUGGGUGAGGAAACGAACGAAUGGAUACGAUAACAAAAUGGAUCCUUCUUGGUAACCAAGGUAAUACGCCUGGUAUGUGGGUUUGAUGCAAAGUGCUAACUUGGGGGAACAGUGGCGUCAACUCCUCUCCAGGUAAGAGGCAAGCCAUCACCCAGUCGGGAGGGAAUAUUGAGCAAGCCGGGCUUCUAGCCAGAGGAGUCUUCCACGGUCUCCGCCACACAAAGGAACCAACACAAUUGCGGUCAGUUCUCCAGAAUAGCAAGGAGAUGUUGGGAGAGAGGGGCCGGCUUGUGCCAGUUGGCAUUGCCACUUGCAACUGACUUUCCACAGACCAGGAGAGAGCAAAAGGCUAUUCUUCCUCUCCACCAAACCGGACUAGCUCAUAUUUCCUGGAGAGUUUGCUGCGUAAAUGUUUUCCUGCAACUACCUUUGCUUCAGCUAUACACACACACACACACAUACAAAUAACACUCUUCAUUCAGUGUUUUGGAUAUUCUGGUGAUUCUAAUAGUCUUUACUUCUUGCAUGCUGAUGACAGUUCAAUGUAUUGUGGCUGGGGGUGUGUGUAUGUACCACUGUAACUGUUGACCCCCCUCUUACCUGGCUUCUUCAUGCCCAUGGCAAAGGGUCAAUGCAAAAACAGUUCAAGAGACCUGUGACAAACUGCCCCUCUUCAAGCCACCCUCCUUGUGAGUCUUCAGGUCAUCUCCACUUAACUAUUUAAGUUCUUUUUAACCUAGUAUGUUUGAUUUCUGUUGAAGAGCCUCUUUAUGGCGAGUUCUGAUGUCAAGUUCCUUUCCACAUUUUUAACUCUUGUUUUGCAUUUUUGUCCCUUUCCCAUCCCCUCUUCUCUUUGUUUCCUUUUGUGUUUUUUGUCUUUCUUUAAAUUCCAGCCGCCCUGGCAAAGCUAGUCCCUCUCGCCCGGAGAGUCCAAAACCACCAUUUGACAUGUAGCCUUCCUCCCUCUUGAGAUCCAUCCUUUAUCUGCCUCUUAGCUGUUCUGUCCUGGAAUGGUCCAACGCACAUCUUAAAACACACAGCUUUGUUCUGUUGUAGCUUGUGGCUUGCACAUAUCAGACGUGACUCUAGUGAAACUGGUUUUCCCCCUUCCCAGUUGCUUUAAGAGGAAUUUUAAAAAGUUAUAUUGUAGUAAUGAGAAACAUAUCUUUACUGUUAUAUAAAUAUCUAUAAAUAUAUAUAAAGAGCUGAAAUCUAUAUGGUGUCCAGACAUUUUAAGCCUUUAAUGCUUCCAAUGUUGACUUUAGCAAAUACUUGAGUAGGAAGAUGAUAUAUAUGUACACAUGUGCACCCAACAAAAUAUAACCAAACCCAGCAGUGAGCCAGGUCUCUGCUGUAUGCUGUUGGGUUUUUCUGUUGCCCCCGAAUUGUGGGUGAAUCUUUGGAGUGCUGGUAGUACUACUGUGAUGACGUCUGUGACCUGUCAACUCUUGUUUAUUGGCUGAAAUAAACUAUUUCUGUAUAAUGGAGGACUCCAUGCCUAGAAUAAAACACUCUCUCCAUGUG